AAACCAUUCAUCACAUUUUGCAAAACAAAUCAAAAUGGAUGUAUUCAAGAUUUCCUUCGCUCUCAUUUGCGUUUCGGGAUUGUUUUUAGUUAAGCCAUCUCUUGCUCAAAACUCAGCUAAGGACUAUCUCAAUGCCCACAAUGCAGCUCGCAAAAUGGUUGGCGUUGGACCACUGUUUUGGGACCGAAAACUAGCAGCCUAUGCUCAAAGCUAUGCUAAUAAACGCAUGCGUGACUGUAAGCUAGUGCUCUCGGGUGGCCCGUAUGACGAGAACCUUGCAUGGAGCAGCGAUCGUAGCCUCACAGGCGCCGGGGCAGUGAAGCUAUGGGUUAGCAAGAAGCGAUUCUACAAUUACAGGUCCAAUAAAUGUGUUGGUGAUCAGAGUUGUCUAGCCUACACUCAGGUGGUUUGGAGACGUUCAAAGAAGUUGGGAUGUGCUAGAGUUAAGUGCACCAAUGGUGGUACUUUUGUGAUUUGCAGCUACAGCCCUCGAGGCAACAUUUCUUCUCAACGGCCAUAUUAAGUAAUUUGUCUCUUUGGGGCUUAAAAGAAACCAAAUAAUUGUGUGUGUUUACGUUGUUUUGUCCAACUCAAUCUUAAAUUUCUCGAUGGAUAAAGAUGUCUAGUUAUAGACAUGUGAUAGUAUUAGAAGGGUGUGAAGUGAUGGAUUGAUGGUGUCUUUGUAA
Molecule: messenger RNA, 686 nt
Organism: Cucurbita maxima (winter squash)
Lineage: Eukaryota; Viridiplantae; Streptophyta; Magnoliopsida; Cucurbitales; Cucurbitaceae
Product: basic form of pathogenesis-related protein 1-like
Exons: 1
Coding region: 35-523 (162 amino acids)
Cellular component (GO): extracellular region
Source: RefSeq, a predicted model, not a curated record